This is a messenger RNA of Branchiostoma floridae (Florida lancelet), 3951 nucleotides long. Its product is annotated as cyclin-dependent kinase 8-like. The transcript has 14 exons. Bases 250 to 1719 code for a protein of 489 amino acids. The record is from RefSeq and is a predicted model, not a curated record. Lineage: Eukaryota; Metazoa; Chordata; Leptocardii; Amphioxiformes; Branchiostomatidae. Gene Ontology annotation, molecular function: cyclin-dependent protein serine/threonine kinase activity; ATP binding; RNA polymerase II CTD heptapeptide repeat kinase activity. Gene Ontology annotation, biological process: protein phosphorylation. Gene Ontology annotation, cellular component: mediator complex; nucleus.
GAGGUCAUGUUUCCGAUUUGGUGCUGAAAAUGCGCAUUUUUGGUCUUCCAUCUCGAUUUUACGACGUAUCGCAAAGUCAUGACGUCAGUGAAUGGGAGACCAAAAUGGCGCCCUUUGGAUGAAAAUUUCUUACAUUUUGUCCAUUUUUAUUUCACAUGAGUACUUACUUUACAGGACGCAGUGCCGCUUUUGUUGGAGAUUUACAUUCUAUUAGGGUUCCUUGGGUGUUUGUGACGCAGCGGGAUAGCUAUGGACUACGAGUUCAAGCUGAAAACGGCCGCCCAACGGGAGAAAGUGGAGGACCUUUUUGACUACGAAGGCUGCAAAGUCGGCCGCGGAACGUACGGACAUGUGUACAAGGCAAAGAGAAAAGACGGGUCAGACGACAAAGAAUAUGCACUGAAACAGAUAGAAGGCACCGGCAUAUCCAUGUCAGCAUGUCGGGAAAUUGCUCUGCUGAGAGAGCUGAAGCACCCGAAUGUGAUCACCCUGCACAGAGUUUUCCUGUCUCACUCCGACAGAAAAGUCUGGCUUCUGUUUGACUUUGCAGAACACGACCUGUGGCACAUUAUAAAAUGGCACAGAGCAUCCAAAGCCAACAAGAAGCCUGUUCCAAUCCCCAGACAGAUGGUCAAGUCCCUGUUAUACCAGAUUCUAGACGGUAUCCACUACCUGCAUGCUAACUGGAUAUUACAUAGAGACCUGAAACCUGCCAAUAUCCUAGUGAUGGGCGAGGGACCAGAGAGGGGCAGGGUGAAAAUAGCUGACAUGGGAUUUGCACGACUGUUCAACUCCCCGCUGAAGCCCCUGGCAGAUCUGGACCCGGUGGUGGUGACUUUCUGGUACAGGGCACCUGAGCUUCUGCUGGCCGCAAGGCACUACACUAAGGCUAUAGAUAUCUGGGCCAUCGGCUGCAUCUUCGCCGAGCUGCUGACCUCGGAGCCGAUCUUCCACUGUCGGCAGGAGGACAUCAAGACUAGCAACCCGUACCACCACGACCAGCUGGACAGAAUAUUCAACGUCAUGGGCUUUCCUCAAGAGAAAGACUGGGAAGACAUCAGGAAGAUGCCGGAGCAUGCCACGCUGAUGAAGGAUUUCCGCAGAUCACAGUCUUCCAGAUACCAAAACUGCUGUUUACUGAAGUACAUGGAAAAACACAAGGUCAAAGCUGACAGCAAAGCAUUCCAUCUGUUGUCCAAGCUGCUGACCAUGGACCCCACCAAGAGAAUAUCCUCCGAUCAGGCCAUGGCCGACCCCUACUUCAUGGAGGAUCCCCAGCCAACUUCAGAAGAGUUUCUGCACUUCCUCAGAAGCAAGGUUUCCGAGACUUCCAGAGAGUUACUGCCACCCUGGCUCAGAAGCAAGCCAUCUCGUCAUUCAAGCAGACCGCGGCCCAGGACCAGGGCGGCUCCGGCAGCCACGCCCCGCCCGCCAAGCGCGUCCGCAUCGCGCCGCCCACCACCAGCUCUGGGAACUUCUCAGGAGCCGAGUAUCAGCGUAAUUACCAAGGAAACCAGGGGCAGGGCCAUUCUGGGCAGAACCAAGGAACGAUGGGCUACCAGUCCUCUGGGACCUCUACUCACCCGACAAAUACAACAUCGUACGGACAGCAGCACAGAUAUUAGCUACCCACCCCAACACAACAUCGUACGGACAGCAGCACAGAUAUUAGCUACCCACCCCAACACAACAUCGUACGGACAACAGCACAGAUAUUAACUACCCACCCCAACACAACAUCGUACGGACAGCAGCACAGAUAUUAGCUACCCACCCCAACACAACAUCGUACGGACAGCAGCACAGAUAUUAGCUACCCACCCCAACACGACAUCGAACGGACAGCAGCACAGAUAUUAGCUACCCACCCCAACACAACAUCUUACGGACAGCAGCACAGAUAUUAGCUACCCACCCCAACACAACAUCGUACGGACAGCAGCACAGAUAUUAGCUACCCACCACAACACAACAUCGUACGGACAGCAGCACAGAUAUUAGCUACCCACCCCAACACAACAUCGUACGGACAGCAGCACAGAUAUUAGCUACCCACCCCAACACAACAUCGUACGGACAGCAGCACAGAUAUUAGCUACCCACCCCAACACAACAUCGUACGGACAGCAGCACAGAUAUUAGCUACCCACCCCAACACAACAUCGUACGGACAGCAGCACAGAUAUUAGCUACCCACCCCAACACAACAUCGUACGGACAGCAGCACAGAUAUUAGCUACCCACCCCAACACAACAUCGUACGGACAGCAGCACAGAUAUUAGCUACCCACCCCAACACCACAUCGUACGGACAGCAGCACAGAUAUUAGCUACCCACCCCAACACAACAUCGUACGGACAGCAGCACAGAUAUUAGCUACCCACCCCAACACAACAUCGUACGGACAGCAGCACAGAUAUUAGCUACCCACCCCAACACAACAUCGUACGGACAGCAGCACAGAUAUUAGCUACCCACCCCAACACAACAUCGUACGGACAGCAGCACAGAUAUUAGCUACCCACCCCAACACAACAUCGUACGGACAGCAGCACAGAUAUUAGCUACCCACCCCAACACAACAUCGUACGGACAGCAGCACAGAUAUUAGCUACCCACCCCAACACAACAUCGUACGGACAGCAGCACAGAUAUUAGCUACCCACCCCAACACAACAUCGUACGGACAGCAGCACAGAUAUUAGCUACCCACCCCAACACAACAUCGUACGGACAGCAGCACAGAUAUUAGCUACCCACCCCAACACAACAUCGUACGGACAGCAACACAGAUAUUAGCUACCCACCCCAACACAACAUCGUACGGACAGCAGCACAGAUAUUAGCACAAACCCCACAAAUACAACAGAACAUUUUAGACAUGGUUUACAGUCUAGAGGAUCUUGAACUUGUCAUAGACUUGACAUAGAUUCUGAAGUAUCAUAGAAAGCAACUUAUAACAUGUCAGCAAGCUUGUAGGUCAGUAAUUCAACAAGUGAACACUCCGGGUUAUUAUAUGUCAUGUAGUUGUCAGUUUUAUGGUGAAGUCAGUACAUUGAUAUUGUAGGCGUGAGUGUUUUAAUGUUGCAAUGAGUAAGGUCGUGAACAUUAUGCCGUACAUUUCCACAAGUGAAGAAAGAGGUUUUCGCUAGCUGUAAGAUCUUUCUGUACAUUUCCAGUGUUAUUAACUAAAGAUUUCCUUAGAUAUACCACGAAGGAAACUUUGUUCACUACUCUUCUUCCAAGCAGAAAAAAUGGCAAUUGAAACAAUUGAAUAAAUUCAUGAGUUUAUUAGAAGAUUUAGUGUCAACUGCAAAAUUUCAGAUUCAUGAACCAUUGAAGUCAACUGUCGACUGUCUGGAUAUAAUCCUGCUCAGAAUGCACUUAAUAACAUCAUCCAGCUAAUUAACAUAAUCCAGCUGGAUUUUGGUUUUUCAUAAAUGUACAUGUGCGAACAUGUGUGAUCACGUCGACCGAUGAUGAUGAUGAUGAUGAAUUGUUGUAUAAACAUAGAUUGGCAUAAGGUCAGGACCACUUAAGGAACAUAAAAUGUCUACUUUUGUUGAGAAUUUUAUCUGCUAUAUUUGCUAGCUUGACUUUUGUAUGUUAUAAGUGCACGUUUGAUGUUCUGUAUUUAUUAUGAAAGUUGGGGGAGAAAAAGGGCAUGACAUUUUUUUCUGGUUUAUCCCUGACGGAAAACUGUUAGUGGCAGCAUUUCCACACUGCCCUACAAUCUCCGUUUUUAACCCUUUGUCCAGGAUAUCUUUCGUUAACUAUUGCAUUGUUACGUAUGUGCAGAGCAAGUGGAGUCCUUUAGGAACAGAUAAGAGUGCAUCGAUGGAGCGUGUAAAUAGUUAAAAUAUAGAAGCAGCAACAUACUGAUAAUAAUCAUGGAUAACUGUACAAAACACAAACAAUACACAAGGAUGAAUAAAUAAUGAACAAGUUAA